Lemur catta (Ring-tailed lemur) is the source of this 7293-nucleotide messenger RNA. RefSeq names its product tubulin tyrosine ligase like 4 (gene TTLL4). Gene Ontology annotation, cellular component: cilium. The coding region runs from base 1288 to 4941 and encodes 1217 amino acids. Gene Ontology annotation, biological process: microtubule cytoskeleton organization; protein polyglutamylation. Gene Ontology annotation, molecular function: tubulin binding; tubulin-glutamic acid ligase activity. The record is from RefSeq and is a predicted model, not a curated record. NCBI's taxonomy places the organism in Eukaryota, Metazoa, Chordata, Mammalia, Primates, Lemuridae. The transcript is spliced from 21 exons.
UUGUAAACUCUUUUAAUAAAAAUUAUGCCUCACCAUACUUGAAGCUUCCAGGGCAAGGGGUUGGGAGGCUCAGCCCCUCUUUUAGCUUCUGUGUAGUGCUGGAAGAAGUACUGGUGUCCUGUUUGUACAAGAUCCUGGUUUAGGGCCUUAUUUAUAUCUUUUCCUGCCUUCCAGCUUCAUCCAUCUUAAAUGAGCUACAUGUGGUCACCUGCUUUCAAGCCAAGGCCAGUGGAGCUGAAAUAGGAAAGGAUAGGAUUAAACAGAUAAAUGUGGUUGCUUUGACACCUCAGGCCUAGUGACUAGUUUUAAUAUAUAGUGGAGUUUUAAUGUAUAGGGAAUCCCAGCUGGUUUAGAAGGGCAGUUAUUUAUGGAGAUUUUACAAUUUACCAGAAAGGGGUGUUAGGCAGACCCAUUAGGAUUGUAAUCUAACUGGAAACACUGGAAAGCUUACACUUGACUCAUGGAUGGCUUAUGACAAGCUUCCAGGGCCCUGAUUUCUCCAUGCAUAAAAGGAAGAGAUUCCUUUCUACCUUUCUUUAAAUUCCAAUUGUUUUAGAAAUGAAAGACAAGAUGCCCUUAUUUUUAUAAGGAAUUUUGCUUAGUCAUCAUCUUCAUUGCCCACUCUGUUUACACUUUAGCAAAAAUGCUUUUGUGGAGACUACCAUAAUUUACUCCUAUCCAGAUUAUUUCAAUUCAAUUCAAUAUAGAUUUAUUGAGUCCUUUGUAUGUGCCAGAUACUAUUCUAGGCACUGAAGUUAAAACAGUGCUUAUCUGUCAUAGAGUUUUCAUUCUAGUAGGGGAGAUAGUAAACUUAAAAAGUGAAUUAUAUGUAAUAUGUAGGACAGUGAUAAAAGCUCUGGAGAAAAAUAAAACAGGGAAAGGGGGAUGAGGAGUGCUGAGUUGUAUGGUGAGGGUAGGCCUCACUAGAAGGUGACAUUUGAGCAAAGACUUGAAGGGGGUGAGGGAGUGAGCAGUGCACCCAACUGAGGGAAAAGCCUAGGCAGAGAGAUUGAUCACUUCAAAGGCCCUGAGGUGGAAGCAUGCCCAAUGUGCCUGAGCAGCUAUGGGAGCCUGUUUGGACUGAGCGAGGAAAGAAAGGUGAGAUCAAUUUAUUGGCUCCUAAAGUUCCUUGCAAGCUGCUGAUUGGAGGGUCAGCUGGUGGUGGAUCCUUUGGACUUAGUCACAGAGAACUGACGGACUUCAAGAAUGCAGCUGCUACUACUGGAGGUGCGUGGCACCUUACCUGAGCCUGGCCAUGAGGCCAUGUGUCUAUGAUGUGGGCCCCUCAUGGCCUCAGCAGGAACAGAGCACUACAGUAUUGGCCUCCGCCAGGGAAACAGCUUCAAGCAGAGUGGUCCCUCAGGCACAGUGCCUGCCCCACCACCUGAAAAACUCUCUGAGGGCAGAGUCUGGUCUCAGGCCCAUCAGCAGGUGAAGCCAAUCUGGAAGCUGGAAAAGAAGCACGUGGGUACACUAUCAGCAAGGUCGAGCCCAGGCCCCUUGAGUUUCCCACCCAAGCCAGCAUAUUUCUUUUGCCCUGGCACUUUAUGUAGCUCUGGGACCACAGCUGUCAUUGCAGGCCACGGCAGUUCCUGUUACCUGCACUCUCUUCCAGACUUGUUCAGCAGUACCGUGCUGUAUCGCCGUUCCAACUAUAGACACAAGCCGUACCAGCAACUGGAGUCUUUCUGCUUGCAUUCGUCGGAAAACAGACCUUUUUCUCUCCCUCAAAAGAGCCUCCCUAUCAGUCUCACUGCCAGUAAGGCCACUUCUUCCAUGGUCUUCCCCAUGGCCCAGCCCAUGGCAUCCUCAUCCACAGAUCCAUACCUCUCCUUGGCAGCAGCUGGGGAAAACCCUUCUGGGAAGAGCCUGGCCUCUGCCUUCUCAGGGAAGAUCUCGUCUCCACUGUCCUCCUCCUACAAGCCCAUGCUGAAUAACAACUCCUUCAUGCGGCCAAACACCACUAGCACUAAAGUGCCUUUAUCACAGGCCACAGAGGGCCUGAAGCCAGUAUCCUCCCCCAAGAUCCAGCGGGUCUCCUGGCAUCAUCCGGGGGGGACUGGAGACUGUGUACCCCAGCCUGUUGACUAUAAGGUGCCCAGGAGCAUUGGCACUGUCCUAGAUGAUGCCACUGCCCAUAUCACCCUGUCUACCCCCAGCUCCCUCAACACAUCCACCACCAGUGUUGCCUCUUCCCGGUACAGCUGGAAAAACUUAGCUUCAAGGGCAGAGCCACAUCCCUGUGGCCAGGAGGACAGCUCUGAUUCCCAGGCUCCAACUAAAGAGAUUCGGUUCACUGAGGCUGUGAGGAAGUUGACUGCAAGGGGCUUUGAGAAGAUGCCAAGGCAAGACUGCCAGCUUGAACAGUCUUGUUUUGUGAACCCCAGCUUCCAGUGGAACCUCCACAACAGGAACAGGCGGUGGAAACCUCCUGGGGUAGGCCAGCAGUUUCCUCAGGAGGAUGCUGGAUCAGACGGUAGGAUCCUUCCUGGUGCCUCAGACACCUUGGGGUUGGACAGUCCAGUCUUCUGGACCAAACGUAUCAGCAUUCACCUCCUUGCCUCACAUGCCAAUGGGCUCAACCACAGCCCUGACUGUGCAUCUGUAAUUGACCCCCCACCACUUGGAGAAGACAAAGCUCCACUUCUUCCUUUUCCCCCUCAGCCCCUUGGCGUAGCCGACGUGGCCACCCACCUCUCUUCCAUCCAUCUGGGCCAGUCUGGGCAGGAGGGGCCUGAGGAAGCCAGGGAGCUGGACCCACCUCUUAGGGAUACUGGUUCAGCUACUGACCUCCUGUCAGACCAGGUUGAGACUGAAGAUGUAGAAGAAGAACUAAUAGAUGGUUUGGAAGACUGCUGUAGCCAUGAUGAAAAUGAAGAGGAGGAGGGAGACUCAGAGUGCUCCUCAUUAAGUGUUGUCUCCCCCAGCGAGUCAGUGGCAGCGAUCUCUCGGAGCUGUGUGGAAAUUCUGACCAAACCCCCUUCCAAUCAUGAGAAAGUUGUCCGACCAGCCCUUACCUAUAGUCUCUUCCCCAACGUGCCCCCGACCAUCUAUUUUGGCACUCAGGAUGAGAGAGUGGAGAAACUUCCCUGGGAGCAGAGGAAGUUCCUCCGGUGGAAGAUGAGCACAGUGACCCCCAACAUUGUCAAGCAGACCAUUGGACGGUCCCACUUCAAAAUUAGCAAGAGAAAUGAUGACUGGCUGGGCUGCUGGGGUCACCACAUGAAGUCUCCUUGUUUCCGAUCCAUUCGAGAGCAUCAGAAGCUAAACCACUUCCCAGGUUCAUUCCAGAUUGGGAGGAAGGACCGGCUGUGGCGGAAUCUGUCCCGCAUGCAGAACCGCUUUGGCAAGAAGGAGUUCAGUUUCUUCCCCCAGUCCUUUAUCCUGCCCCAGGAUGCCAAGCUCCUGCGCAAAGCCUGGGAGAGCAGCAGCCGCCAAAAGUGGAUUGUGAAGCCACCAGCAUCAGCUCGAGGCAUUGGCAUCCAGGUCAUUCACAAGUGGAGUCAGCUCCCCAAGCGAAGGCCCCUCCUGGUACAGCGGUAUCUGCACAAACCCUACCUCAUCAGCGGCAGCAAGUUUGAUCUGCGGAUCUAUGUUUACGUCACUUCCUACGAUCCUCUACGGAUUUACCUCUUUUCGGACGGACUUGUCCGCUUUGCUAGUUGCAAGUAUUCCCCUUCCAUGAAGAGCCUUGGCAAUAAGUUCAUGCACCUGACCAACUACAGUGUCAAUAAAAAGAAUGCUGAGUACCAGGCCAAUGCAGAUGAAACGGCCUGCCAGGGACACAAAUGGGCACUGAAAGCUUUGUGGAACUACCUGAGCCAGAAGGGAGUCAAUAGCGAUGCCAUCUGGGACAAGAUAAAGGAUGUUGUUGUCAAAACCAUCAUCUCGUCAGAGCCCUACGUGACCAACUUGCUCAAGAUGUACGUGCGGCGGCCCUAUAGCUGCCACGAGCUCUUCGGUUUCGACAUCAUGCUGGACGAGAACCUCAAGCCCUGGGUCCUGGAAGUCAACAUUUCCCCAAGCCUCCACUCCAGCUCUCCACUGGACAUCAGCAUCAAAGGCCAGAUGAUCCGUGACCUUUUGAACCUGGCAGGUUUUGUCCUGCCCAGUACAGAGGAUGUCAUUUCCAGCUCCAGCAGCUCUAGCAGCUCCACCACCAGGCUCAAGCGAUGCUCCUGCCUCAACCUCACAAGAAGCCAUGACUACAGCCUGCCCAGCUCCCCCAGGGACAAAUGUCAAAUGACUCCAGAGCAUUUCACUGCACAGAAGAUGAAAAAAGCCUAUUAUCUGACCCAGAAAAUCCCUGAUCAGGACUUCUACGCAUCCGUGCUGGAUGUCCUGACUCCAGAUGAUGUUCGGAUUCUGGUUGAGAUGGAAGAUGAGUUUUCUCGCCGUGGUCAAUUUGAACGAAUUUUUCCUUCUCGGAUCUCCUCUCGCUAUCUCCGCUUUUUUGAGCAGCCACGAUAUUUCAACAUUCUCACCACCCAGUGGGAACAGAAAUACCAUGGCAACAAGCUCAAAGGAGUAGAUCUGCUUCGGAAUUGGUGCUACAAAGGAUUCCACAUAGGAGUUGUCUCUGACUCUGCUCCGGUGUGGUCUCUCCCGACAUCACUUCUGACUGUCUCAAAGGGUGACGUAACGCUCAAUGCCUUCAGCAAACUGGAGACUGGCAAGCUGGGAAAACACAGCUCCUCCGAGGGAAGCCCACUGCUGUCUGAACACGGGACCACACCCAAGCCCAAGAAGACUCUGGCUGGCCUUCCCCCUUUCCCCCGGAAACCUAGUUCCUCAAAGGACAGUGAGGAUUCCAGCAAAGAGCCUAGCCUCUCCCCCCAGACGUCACCUGUGGUCAAGUACUCUGGGUGGACUCCAAGACUUUCUGCCUCCUCUUCUUCCCAGUCACCCAGUGACUCCCUCGUGGCUGCUGUGAGCCUAUAACUGGCCUCUUUCCACAAGCCUCUGCCAAGGAGCACCAGCGCCAGCUACCUCAUGGGAACCGGCCUGCUGACCAGCCUGACCUUGCCCUCCACCUUGCCCCUCAUCAGAGUAUUUUUUGAAGUGGUUGCAUUGUAGAGAUGGGUAUUUGGAGGGCUGGAGGGAUGGUGGUGAUGGGGAGAAGGUGAGGAAGUUUCACCCUCCGUCACCCAUCUGCCUGGCUGGCACCUCGUAUCUCAGUAGAGAAGCCAGUGAUGGCCACGCAGCCUUAUAAAGCAGGGUUUGGUUUCUACCUUCAGAGAGCCACGUGUGGUUUGUUUCGGGCCUUGAUGCAGUUGUUGAGUUGAAGCUAAAGAGGAGAAAACGUACUGAACAUAUUUGAGCCAGAAGUCCUCUGUUCUGCAACUGAGGGGGUGCCUCUGGAGGUCCGUAUUUCCUUAGGUCGCUCCUGCCCCCUCCCCCCUCCCCCACCCCAUCCCGAAGAACCACUUUCAGAAACCUUUGGGCUUCCUCAGUAGACAGACAGGAGAGGCCAUGACGUGUUUAGCCCAUUUCAUAUCAUCCUAAUCUUGAGGACUGGGGACUUUACCUCCAUUCAUACACCCACACAGCCAGUAGCCCUAGGUCUUCCUUUUCUGACCUCACAUUGCUAUUUCUUCAGCCUUCUAGACUUCUCUCUCGUGUAUGUAUCUCUUUAGCUAUUGGCUUUCUGUGAGGUGUGAGAGGUCCUGUGAACUUUGUGAAUUUCCCAUGGCCCCAGUGAAGGAGCCCAGAUAAUCCCAGUUGCUGUUAAUCGUGUCCAUGUAUCAAAGGACACAUUCCAUGGGGAGGGUGGAAGGAGGAUGUGGUUUCCCCACAACAUGGAAGAAGUCUCAUGUUCUGCCCUCCAGCAAGCAGGGUCUGGUGGCUUGGCAGCUGGGUUUCAGGAUUAGUCACCAUUGAACCCAGUUUUCCUAAGGGAACACAGGCCUGACUGGGUUCAAGGCCACAGAGCAGGUAGGUGUCUGCCAAUCCUAAGGCCAUGUUGCUCAAUAAUUGUAGGAUGGGCUUCCAUCCUUCCAGUCAGACCUCUGCCUAAAGUCUUGUACUUAACAGAAUCUACCUCCCUGUAGACUCAGUAAACAGUGAGUGUUGAAUAAAUGUUUACUGAGUGAACUGUACGUACAGAGACCUUGAAGGAUGUGAGCACUUGAACCAGAAGUUCUACUUUCUCACCUGGGGGAAGCACGAGGUGGGAGAGUUGCAUCAGAAAGGUAUUUUCACUGGAACCAUGCUCCUUUCUAACCCAGCGCUUGCUGCUUGCCUCCUCCCCAGCCCUUGUAGUCCCUUGACUUAGUUCGUCUAGCAGUGGCACAUACAAGCAGCCAUUUGACCCCAUGUCUCUCUGAUACACAGGUUUUCCCUUUGCAUAUCAGGCAGGAAGCUCAGCUACUCAGCUUCCCCCUGGCCUCUGGUUGCCCUCAUUCCCUCGAGCUUUGGAAAGAGACUCUCCUGCUUCAUGGCUCCUGGAGUUCUGUGGCAAGAUGGGGCGGAGCCCUGGAAAGAUCACUGAGAGGCCUGCCUGGGUUCAAGGCCACAGAGCAGGUAGCUGUCUGCCAAUCCCAAGGCCAUGCUGACAGUUGUAAAGAAAGCUUGGUGGCAAAGUCCAGGGCAGCACCUGCUGCUCAAUAAUAAGGACUUUAAAGUCGAGCUGUAGUGGGAAAGGUCCUUGACAGUCCUGUUACAUCUUUUCUGAUAUAAUUGAAGCGAACUCCCUCUCAUGCCCCCGGCUACAGUAUUCUAGUGUAGAUGAUGUGGGGAGUAUGCGACCUUCCUAAGAGAAAACCAGCUACCUGCUUAGCAGCUUUGUUGUGGCUGGUCCUCCCUGCAAGGACUUAGGCGUGGAGACGUGUUUGAGCUGCUUUACUCCUUGAAAACCAAUUUUAGCUCUUUGGUCUGAGAAUCCCCGUGCAGCACAACCAAUCCAUUUACAUGCCACAGGUGGAGAGGGGCCAGCACUGCAGCUCGGUGGGCUUGUGGGGAGGGUGGUAGGAGAGAGGGGGAGGACUUAGGAAAAGAAAUGAGCAAUGAGAAUAUAGAGGUCUCAGUAGUUAAAACAUGUUUAUACUUACACGAUUUCCAGUUUUCAUCACAUUUGAACAUCUGAUAGGUGUAGGUGUUUUGCUGGGUGGGAGAAAGGUAUGAGACUUACGUAUCACAUUUACCUUUCACUCUUGAGAGAAAAUUAAAUUGUGUAUUAAGGAUUCAGCAUAUGUACUUCUGCACCAAAUACCACAAUGUAAGGUAUUCAGCUGAAUAGGGAUUUUUUGUACAAGUUUAAGUUUGGGAGUAUAGUGAAAUAAAUAUUUUUCAGAA